Molecule: messenger RNA, 2382 nt
Organism: Varanus komodoensis (Komodo dragon)
Lineage: Eukaryota; Metazoa; Chordata; Lepidosauria; Squamata; Varanidae
Gene: TPD52
Product: tumor protein D52
Exons: 7
Coding region: 181-963 (260 amino acids)
Biological process (GO): B cell differentiation
Cellular component (GO): cytoplasm
Source: RefSeq, a predicted model, not a curated record
GAGAACUGCUGAGGGGAAUUAAAACAAAAAAACAGCCCGUUGCCUGAGGGGUGGAGGUGGGACGGGACGGGACGGACGGGCGGCGAGCUGCUUGCUGUGCUAGUCCCGCAGUGUCUCCCCUUCUUUUUCUUUCUUGGCACAACCCGAAGGAAGAAAGCGACUGCGAGAGUCCCGCGGGAGAUGGCUGCAGAGAUGGACCCUAGCAGCGAGCAAGGUCUGCUGAAAAAUGAAGCCAUUCCUGAAGUUGGAGAAGAUGCUGCUGCUUCAGUUAAUGUUACAGAAGCCCUGUCUGAAGAAGAACAGGCUGAACUUAGAAGAGAGCUUGCUAAGGUAGAAGAAGAAAUCCAGACUUUGUCACAGGUGCUAGCUGCUAAAGAAAAGCACCUUGCAGACAUAAAGAGGAAGCUGGGAAUCAGUUCAUUACAGGAGCUGAGGCAGAACAUUUCCAAAGGCUGGCAAGAUGUUACAUCUACAAAUGCGUAUAAGAAGACGUCAGAAACAUUGUCUCAGGCUGGACAGAAAGCUUCUGCUGCUUUCUUAACAGUUGGCUCUGCAAUAACAAAGAAGCUGGAAGAUGUGAAAAAUUCGCCAACAUUCAAGUCAUUUGAAGAAAAAGUGGAAAACCUAAAGGUGCCUUCAAAGAGUGAGGAAUCAUUUGCAUCAAUGUUGAGGCGCUCUCCUUUUGUUCAGAUGGGACCUGCCAAAGACAAAAUCGUUCUUGGACAAAUUUUCUACAUCUUAGGAGAUGAUCUCUACAUAGAUUUUGGUGGCAAAUUUCACUGUGUAUGCAAGCGACCAGAAGUAGAUGGAAAAAAAUAUCAGAAGGGAUCCAAAGUCCUCCUGAAACUUACUGACAUUGAACUCUCAUCUAGAUUCCUGGGAGCAAAAACAGAUACAACUUUACUGGAAGCUGAUGCAGUGCUCUUGAGACUUGUAGAAGGCAGAGAAAGUAAACAAACAUAGUAAAUACAUGAACUCCUGUAUAUAUUCACUUGUGACUACAUUUUAAUGAGUCUAGAUGGCUUAUUUGACCGCCAUGUUAAAGUAUUUUUUCAGCCACUGUUAUCUGGUUGAUAAGGUGAAUUGUAAAUGUAAUUUGGUUCUUAAUCUCUGUUUCACUGAUUUUCUUUUCUUUUCAUGUUAUAUCAUUCACACAUCUUAAAAAAAAGUGUCCAAGCUGAUCACUGUAGUUUUGUUGUAAGGCAGCUAUGAAACCUCCCAAUUAAUAACUAUUCUCAGGGAGUCUCAGCAGUUUCUCACUGAGUAACAUUUCUGGCUGGUGAUUCCAAGAAACAGCACCAUCUGGGGCACGAAGCAAUGAACCAGGACAGAGAUAGGUGGGAUUUUGGGCACUUGGGGCCAUGUUCCAGAUUGCAUCCCCACAGAUGUUUUUCCUCUGAAAUAAGUCAGACUACACAUGCUUUUUAAGAAGUGUGAAUAAUGUAACAUAUAGUUUGGCCCCCAUCAGAGUUAUGAAGACCUUUAGUGCACAGUGCUUUUGAAAGGAAUUAUGCCAGAACAUUAACAUUCAUUUUAUUGAGACAUACCUUACGUAAGUUCGUGCUGGAUUGUGUCCUGUAUCUUUAAUCAAAUUACAUCAUUUUAAAGAGAUUUACAUUUGGGCAAUUUUUGCUUGAAGGAUAGCAAAGUCUAUAAAUUAUUUUUUCCACCUGGAGGACCAGUCUGUUGAAAAGUUCUGUGUUGUUUCUUGAGAUCUUUACUUGAGCAUUUCUAUUAAAAGGAGGGUAAACAAGUUUUAAAUGGACUGAUGUUAUCAAGGGUAAUUGUGACUCUUAAGAAAAGCUGCAGCUCUAAAUAUUUCUCACAGCAUGUUCUGAAUAAUAAGAUGUCUUUAAAAAUAACAUGCUUGGAAUGGCAGCAUGUUUUAGCAUAUUCUUCAUUGUAACCAAUAAUAAGAGGUUUGUUUGUCAGAUCGGAAAUGCUCAAAGCAAAAGACCAAAGAAAAGAGAGCUGGAGGUAGAAUCUUUGAGCUUGUCUGUCUGCUUUAAAUUGCGCUCUCAUCACAAUGUUAUUUAUUAGGAGAGUUUGAACAUGAAUUUCCCAGGAUUUUAGCCUCCAGUAAAAGCACUGCUAUUGAAAUGAGCACUAAGUUUACCCGUAUAUAUCCCACUGGGGGAAAAGGACAGCUUAAAGAUUUUGAAGAUUAAGAUUUUGUUUCUCUGUCAGAUGUUCCAUACAAAAUAUGAUAGCAAUGCUUAUAUGGUAUGUGAUUCUAGUAUUGUUAGGAAGUCUUGCUGUUGAAACACUGAUGCUGUUAUAUUCAAAUUAUUUCAGAUGUAGUUGAGUUGACAUUGAUUCCAAAAUAGAACCAAUUUGGAACAAGGAGGGCACACAUAUAUUAAUAAAAUGGAAUAAAUCAUA